Molecule: messenger RNA, 2505 nt
Organism: Hemiscyllium ocellatum (epaulette shark)
Lineage: Eukaryota; Metazoa; Chordata; Chondrichthyes; Orectolobiformes; Hemiscylliidae
Product: neural cell adhesion molecule 2-like
Exons: 18
Coding region: 1-2505 (834 amino acids)
Biological process (GO): cell adhesion
Cellular component (GO): membrane
Molecular function (GO): protein binding
Source: RefSeq, a predicted model, not a curated record
AUGACGAGUGAUGGACGUCUCAUCAGCUGCUGCCCACGGAGUGAAGGGGAAGCUGUGCUUCAAGUGACUAUUUCUCUGGGCAAAGUGGAACUCAGUGUGGGCGAGUCCAAGUUUUUCACCUGUACAGUAAUUGGGGAGCCUGUCAGUAUAGAAUGGUACAGUCCUGAUGGUCAAAAAGUCGUCUCCAACGAAAGGGUUGUGGUACAGACGGAGGGGAUACGAUCAAGGCUCACCAUCUACAAUGCCAACGAGGAGGAUGCUGGGAUCUAUCAGUGUCAGGUGUUAGACGUCAAUGGAAAGUCUCAGGAAGCUACGAUCCUGGUGGAAAUUUACAAAAAGCUGACCUUUCAUGAAAUCAAGUCUCCCCAGGAGUUCAGAGAGGGAGACGAUGCUGUGGUGAUAUGUGAAGUAAACAGCUCUCCCGCACCCAUAGUAACUUGGCUUCACAAUAACAGAGAUAUCAUCACUGAGCUGAGUGACAAGUUUACAAUGGUCGAUAACAACAGUUUGAAGAUCCGACGCAUUAGCAAGAAGAAUGAAGGCAUUUACCGAUGCGAGGGGAGAGUGGAGGCCCGGGGAGAAAUUGAUUUUAGAGACAUCUCUGUUAUUGUGAAUGUUCCUCCCGUAAUUCAUGUGCCCAAGAGAUCAGUGAAUGCUACGGCAGAUCGCCAGGAGUCCGUGACAUUGACGUGCACAGCCACUGGCUCUCCCGAGCCUGACAUCAGCUGGUACAGAGAUGGGAGACUCAUUGAAGACGAUGAUAAGUACGUGUCGAAGAGAAGCACGGAGCUGACGAUAAGGAACAUUGCCCAGGAGGACACUGGGGCUUACAUCUGCAGAGCAACAAAUAAAGCAGGAGCUGUGGAAGAACAGUUGUCUGUAAAAGUCUUCGUUCCACCGCACAUAACACUGCUGAAGAAUGAGACUGCAACAGAGAAUGGCCAUGUGGUCAUCACCUGUGACACAGAUGGAGAUCCUAUACCAUCCAUCUCUUGGAGUAGGUUUGACAAUAGAAGCAGUUUUCCAGAUGAAGAGAAGAUUCCAAAUGAGAGGGUUGAAGUGCGUAGACAGAAGGGAACAUCCUCAUUGCACAUUAGGAACAUCAAGCCAAGUGACUCAGGAGCGUAUCAUUGUGAAGCCACGAGUCCAAUUGGACGAGAUGAGAAAAGCAUGCAUUUGGAUAUUCAAUACGCUCCCAAGUUUCUGUCAACUCAAGUGACCUAUUACUCAUGGGAAGGGAAUUCAGUCAACAUCAGCUGUGAUGUCACAGCCAACCCUCAGGCUUCUAUCCACUGGAAGAAGGAAGGUGUUGUUCUCUCUGAUAUCAAUAAGUCUGACGUCAGUAUUUACAAGAAAGGCACCAAGAUCCUGCUGGAGAUUACUCCAGCUGUGGACAGUGACUUUGGCAGCUACAACUGCACAGCCAGUAACCAGAUAGGAACCAGGUCUCAGGAGUUCACCCUUGUUCAAGCUGCUGUCCCGUCCCGACCAUACGGAUUGAGAGUCCUCGCCGUAUCGCAGACAAUUGCAAGAAUCUCCUUCACCAAGCCAGAUUCGCAUGGCGGGGUCCCAAUUCAUCACUACCAAGUGGAAGUCAAUGAAGCAGAUUCAGGAGAUUGGAAAACAGUGAAUUCCAAUGGGAGUCAAACUCAUGUUGUCCUCACCAAUCUGAAGCCCAAUUCAACCUAUCACUUCAGAGUAGCAGCAGUGAAUGGGAAAGGCCAAGGGGAACACAGCCAAAUGGAAACCUUUCAGACUCUCCCAGUCCAAGAGCCCAGUCCCCCUACAGUGCAAGGACACAGUGGUAAUGGCAAGAACUAUAAACUGGUUGUGACCAAACAGGAUGAUGGAGGAUCACCCAUCCUAAGAUAUGUGCUCAAAUACAGAACUAAAGACAAGGAAGAGGAAUGGAUGCAGCAGAUAGCACAGGGAAGCAAAGAUUCCAUCAUCCUGGAAAGACUUCAGUGGGACAUGCGGUAUGAAGUAAAGAUCACAGCUGUUAACAAGUUGGGUUCCUCCGAGCCAACCAUCUAUGAGUUCACCAUGCCACCAAAGCCCAACACCAUCGCCAAUACCCUGUUCAGGAGUCUUGGACUGGGGGCAGUUGUUGGUCUUGGAGUUGCUGCACUCUUGUUAAUCCUCGUCAUCACCGAUGUCAGCUGCUUCUUCACAAAACAGUGUGGAUUGCUGAUGUGCAUCACCACAAGGAUUUGUGGGAAAAAGAAUGGGUCAAGCACCAAAACCAAGGAUGCCGAAGAAGGCAAAGCAGCUUAUCUGAAGGAUGGUUCAAAAGAGCCCAUAGUGGAGAUGAGGACAGAAGAUGAACCAAUCACAAACCAUGAUGGGAGCUCAGCGAAUGAACCAAAUGAAACCACACCACUCACAGAGCCUGAAAAGCUACCAUUAAAGGAAGGCAAUGCAAAGGAAGUGUUGAGUCCAGAAAACAUAGAGGAGGCAGUGCCCAAUGACGUCAUCCAACCGAAAGAAGACAGCAGCAAAGCAUAA